ACACUUCAAUGUGAAAGGGUUUUAUUCAACACAUGAAAUGUCAAAUUAUCGACAUUAAAUACCAUACAAAGCCUUUUUUUUUACGGUUAAUUCACCUUUUCAAGGCGAUUGAUAACGUUCACAUCGUUGACCUGCACCUUACAUACAGGGCAUUUAAUCAUUCCGGGAGUAAGACUUGAUAGGAUUUGAGUCUCGACAGAAGGGGAAAUGGGAACAACUGAAGACAAAGCAAUCUCUCUUCUCAAGAUCACAUCGUGCGCAGGUCAAAUUGCCAGUUGUGAACUUCAGCUGCGUUUCUGGUUCUUGGACUGCGUCCCCGGGAAACGUUGCCCAUGGAAACGGUUGAGGCAGACCUAUGAAAGACUGGGUAAAGUUUUAAUUCAAAAAAAUGUAGGUGCAGGGAAAACAGCGUGUGGCAAAGGAGGGUGCAAACUUACCUUGAUUGUCAGGUGCCUGUUGAGCAGCCUGGUUUUGGUGUUGUACUCCAGUGGGUUGAAGUUAAGCUGCACUGGCCGCAGCAGCAGCUGCGGCUGCCGCGGAGUUAUUGAAGCCUGCACAAGGCACACUGCUUGUUAAUGGUCUGUCCACAGACAAGUGGCCGGACAUGGACCGAUGCGUGUAUUGCUGCGCCAAGGCGACCGUGUCAUGCAGCCGUUGUGGAGACGAGUUUUACUGCAGCGAGAAGCACCUUGUGCAGCACAGGCUAGUGCACAGCAGAGCGUGCGUCCGCCGAAAGCAAGAGGUUUCUCAGAUCGAGUGCCAGGAUCAAGCUGAAACCGUCACAACAUGUCAAAACUCGCUGCCUCUCUUGCCCGAGCUGGUCCUUCAUCGCAUUUGCCACAGGCUGGGGCCAGCGGAUCUGGUCCGCCUGGGCUGGGUGUGCCGCUCGCUGCGCGCUGUGAGCCGGAGCUCGCGCGCCUGGACUAAAGUCGAGUUUUCGGGCAUCGAGGAGCCGAGGACCGCCAAGAACACGGAGCAGGCUGUGGAGGGCCUGAACGAGAACGGAGUGCUACGCAUUGCGCCCGCCCUGCACACCCUCACGUUGUCGUUAGACACGUGGCCGGCUGUCAGCCUCCUGCGCUGCACGAAGAAUGUCAAGGUGUUAAAUCUCGUGUGGCAAGAAAAACCACUUGAGGAAUGUGAUAAAAGCAGACUGUACCACACCCUAGACCACUACAGCGACCACCUGAUAAGGGUGGCGGUGUGGGUGGAAUGCCUGCCAGACGUGGAGACCCUCCGCUUCUUCGAUGGUAUCAAGAGGAUCCAAGAGCUUUACAUAGGAAACCAGCUGGUGAAAGUUUACCCAGGCAGUCAAACAGGGCCUGUGAGUUACCUGAGUCUGGGCAAGUGGGUGAGCGGCGAUGUUGCGGGCGACCUCAUCCAAGCGUGCAGAGAGACGUUGACAUCUUUUUCUGUGACCGCGUCAACCUGGGACCACUGGUCGUUCGAAAGCCCCACGUUCGAUGUGGGCAGUGAGCUGGCGCUGUGCGCAGGUCUGCAGGAGGUCAACUUGCCGCCAUGGCGCGACAUCGGGAUUCUGAAUUCGUUCCCACGUUUGCACACGCUGGGCAUCGACGUCCCUUAUUUCCGUUAUCAGCACCAGUCGUUCGAUCUGUUCUUUGAAACUUCACCGGUGGUCCGUCGUUUGAGAAAACUGACCCUUGGCAUGGACAGCUAUGCCCAUCGAGGUAUUAUGCAGGUGGUGGCCAACAAUUGCCCUGAGCUUCGCCAACUGGAACUUGACUGCCAUGGUAGCAGCAGCAGUCCUGUGAGUUUAUUGGCGCUGCCCCGCGACCUCCACACUAUUCUGGGCCGGCUGGGUGAGCUAACCAGGCUAAGGAUCGUCGAGGCGAGAGUGCCGUCCACCGUCUUCAAGGGCAUAGCGCAGGGAGCGCUGCCGAACCUCACCGACCUGAUACUCCAGGAAUGCUCGGCGACGGAGAAAGGCCUCUCUGCCAUGGCCCGGUUGAAAGUGGACCGCGAGGACCUGCAAGUGUGGGAGGCGAGACAAAACGUCAGCAAGGCCGUCUACAACAAGAACUGGGCGCCGGAGCGCUGUUCCUUCAGCAGCUGUCAAGACGCGUCUGACUGCGACGAUUCUACUUCCGAAGAAGAGGAAGUAGACGACGAUUUUGCUUAUGGGGUCAUUGAAAAGCUUAGAGAAAGAUAUGCAUUUUGAUAAUGUUCGAAAUUCGGAAAUGAUUUGGCAACCUACUAUUUAUACUGAUAUUGAAAAGAAAAACUUGAAUUCAAUAGUUAAUCUCAGAAGUUGAUUCUGAACUGACGACGUUAGCGAACUCUUGCCACGUAUGUAUUUUUGUAGGACACUAUGUAUAUUUCAUAAUAAAUGUAGUUCCGAAAGGAAAGUGGAAAAAAUAAACAAAAUAAAACGCUA
This is a messenger RNA of Thrips palmi, 2395 nucleotides long. RefSeq lists its product as uncharacterized. The record is from RefSeq and is a predicted model, not a curated record. The transcript has 7 exons. NCBI's taxonomy places the organism in Eukaryota, Metazoa, Arthropoda, Insecta, Thysanoptera, Thripidae. Gene Ontology annotation, molecular function: protein binding. Bases 605 to 2179 code for a protein of 524 amino acids.